UGGCGAUGGCGUCCGGGCAGGAGAGCAAGAAGGAGCUAGACCGCAAGGCCCGCGAGGGCGAGACCGUCGUCCCCGGCGGCACAGGCGGCAAGAGCCUCGAGGCCCAGGAGCACCUUGCCGAAGGGCGCAGCCGCGGCGGCCAGACGCGGAGGGAGCAGCUGGGGCAGGAGGGGUACAGCGAGAUGGGGAGGAAGGGCGGCCUGAGCUCCAACGACGAGUCCGGCGGCGAGCGCGCCACGAGGGAGGGCAUCGACAUCGACGAGUCCAAGUUCACCACCAAGUCCUAGACGCGAGCUGCUAUGUAGUAGUAGUAGUAGUAACUGGGCUUGCAGCCAGUAGCUAGUUUGUCGUAGCUUAGGCUUAGGCAAGGUGUGUUCUGAAUAAUGUUGUGCGUGCAUGACAGCAUGCGUGUAGGGCGAUCAUAGAUACUAUGCUGCAUGCACUAUGCAGUGUGUGUAUGGUCAUGUAUGCUUCCAGCUGGGUUUAUUAGCGAGUAGUUGCUAGCUGAUCUAUCGGUGUGUCGUCGAACUGGCAGGCUUAGCUUGCUCAAUCCAGGCUUUGUCCUUCAGUAGAGCCUCUGUGUUGUUGCCCUGCCGUCGAUCUCUCUGGUGGUUAGAGGAGUGAUGGUUCAGUAUGCAUGCAUCACAGCUGCCAGCUGAUGCCGUAGCUUAGAAGUCAAGAAAGUACCACCAGUGUUGUGCGUUGUAUCCAUGGCAUAUGGGUUCU
Messenger RNA from Panicum hallii, 726 nucleotides. RefSeq names its product late embryogenesis abundant protein EMB564. The record is from RefSeq and is a predicted model, not a curated record. Lineage: Eukaryota; Viridiplantae; Streptophyta; Magnoliopsida; Poales; Poaceae. Bases 6 to 287 code for a protein of 93 amino acids. Gene Ontology annotation, cellular component: cytosol. The transcript is spliced from 2 exons. Gene Ontology annotation, biological process: response to abscisic acid.